UUGAUGAGAGUGCCAAGCCGCGGCUGUGAAACUUGGCCUUGAUGGAUACGUCAAUUUCACCUAAUUUUGGUCCGAAAUUGGGAUGUCAAAUAUUUGGGCUACCCCCAACGAGUUGGCGCAUCGAGUGAUGGCAAUUCCAGGGUGCUCAUCACUCUGAUGACCUGGGUUUUCGUUCCUUCACGCGUCGUCGUGUCCUCUUGCACUAAAGUUGUCACUAAAAAAGAGACAGAAAGUAGGAAAAAAUGACAUACCUUUUGGGUUUUAUUCUUUAUUCGUGUCAAUAUCAUGGUUUAAUAUUUUAGGCUGCGUGUUACGCAAUCAAAUUAUCUCCAACCCCAAAGAAUUUGCGCCAAAUAAAUGCUCGCUCGUCACUCCGUCUUUUUCUUCUUGACCACCUUCCUUCAUGUCGUCCGUCCCUCCAGUUCGCUCGACGCCUCCGUCGGUGGAGACUCUCACUCCCCCUAUAACUCCGAAGCUUAAUGGCGACGCUAACUCACUGUCCUCAAAGAAGUUCAUUGAGGAUCCCGAGCACGUCCCUGCGGACGCUAAUAUUCCUGAUAACUACGUGUCGUACACUCUCAAGCACCAAAAAUCUCUUCCUCCAAUCACUUGGGACAACUGGUACACGGAGUUGAACUGGCUGCACGUUGCAAUCCUCGCCGGCACGCCUGUUGUGGGUCUCGUUGGCGCGUACUACACUCGCCUUCAAUGGGAGACUGCUGUUUGGUCAGUGGUAUACUAUUACAUGACUGGUCUCGGCAUUACUGCUGGUUACCACCGGCUAUGGGCACACCGCUCAUACAACGCGUCGAAGCCUCUUCAGUACGUUCUUGCAUUCUUCGGUGCAGGUGCAGUCGAAGGCUCUAUUAAAUGGUGGUCACGAGGACACCGUGCUCACCAUCGUUACACUGAUACCGACCUUGACCCAUACAACGCACACCGCGGUCUCCUAUGGUCACACAUUGGGUGGAUGGUUGUCAAGCCCCGUCGCAAGCCUGGCGUCGCUGAUGUUAGCGACUUGACAAAGAACGAGGUUGUAAGGUGGCAACACAAAUACUACCUAACCCUUGUCGUGGUUAUGGGGUUCCUCUUCCCCACUAUUGUGGCUGGUUUUGGCUGGGGCGACUGGCAGGGUGGCUACAUAUAUGCCGCUCUUCUGCGUCUUUGCUUUGUUCACCAUUCCACGUUCUGUGUUAAUUCGCUCGCUCAUUGGUUGGGUGAAACACCAUUCGAUGACAAACAUAGUCCUCGCGACCACCUCGUCACUGCUCUCGUCACCAUUGGUGAAGGGUACCACAACUUCCACCACCAGUUCCCCAUGGACUACCGCAAUGCCAUCAAGUGGUACCAAUAUGACCCUACAAAGUGGUUUAUUUGGUCGUGCCAGAAGCUUGGGUUCGCAAGCCACCUGAAGUCCUUCCCUGACAACGAGGUCCGCAAAGGUCAGCUUACCAUGCAACUUAAGCGUCUUCGCGAGACCCAGGAGACCCUGUCAUGGCCUUCUGAUAACAGUGACUUGCCCGUCAUUUCCUGGGAGAGCUACCUUGAACAAGCCAAGAGUCGUCCGGUCAUCUGCAUUGCUGGCUUCAUCCACGACGUUUCAGACUUCCUUGAUGACCACCCGGGAGGCCGUCACUUGUUGACGAAGAACAUUGGUCGAGAUGCCACUACAGCAUUCUUUGGAGGUGUUUAUGACCAUAGUAACGCCGCACAUAACCUCCUUGCGAUGAAGCGUGUUGGCGUUCUUCACGGUGGAGCCCCACAUGGCCUUGAAGACAAGACCAUACCCCCAAGCCAGCGUCUCCGCAUUGCACGGUACAAUGAGAUCGGUGGCAGCGGCUACAGCUCCGCAGCCCUCUCUGAUGGCGAGGGUCUCCUCGGAUAAUACCCUUCUCGGCUCUAGAUGCGUGUCCAUUCAGGAUAGAAUUUUCAGACUUUAUUACAUUCCGCACUACCGCAAUUAUUGACUCUGCAUAUAUUGCAACACCGGCUGUGCCUUAAAAAGCAUGUUGACCCUCUCUUCAUACGAUACGCCACGCCCCGCUGUUACGUCUUGUCAUGUUUGCGAUGGUAAUACGAAGGGUAAAUGUACAAUAUACAUACUUUGGUGUUAUGCCUUUGCGGAUGGAACUGGGUUGGUAUCACGCACACCGGGCAUGGUUUUGGGGCUGUAUGCGCAGUGAGGCCUUCUGUGAAGGAAGGUUACCUUGACCCAAAGUACGAUGACCCCGUGAGAAUUAAUAGCUAUUAGCAACAUAACGGCACUGGUGCCGAGCAGAUUCAUUUAUUCCUGACAUGUCUUGUGUCCA
Messenger RNA from Suillus subaureus, 2309 nucleotides. RefSeq lists its product as uncharacterized. Gene Ontology annotation, molecular function: iron ion binding; heme binding; stearoyl-CoA 9-desaturase activity. Gene Ontology annotation, biological process: unsaturated fatty acid biosynthetic process. The record is from RefSeq and is a predicted model, not a curated record. Lineage: Eukaryota; Fungi; Basidiomycota; Agaricomycetes; Boletales; Suillaceae. The coding region runs from base 404 to 1885 and encodes 493 amino acids. Gene Ontology annotation, cellular component: endoplasmic reticulum membrane. The transcript has 6 exons.